Messenger RNA from Ooceraea biroi (clonal raider ant), 2534 nucleotides. RefSeq names its product reticulocalbin-2. NCBI's taxonomy places the organism in Eukaryota, Metazoa, Arthropoda, Insecta, Hymenoptera, Formicidae. The record is from RefSeq and is a predicted model, not a curated record. Gene Ontology annotation, molecular function: calcium ion binding. Gene Ontology annotation, cellular component: endoplasmic reticulum.
GUCGUGACUCCGCACACGCGUCGCGACUAAAGAAGCGGCCGCGCGCGAGCCGCUUCCUCCUUUUGUCGUUAUUGAGACGAAGCGGCGAGACACACGAAUCCCGUCGACUCGAAUCCGCGACGCGGGAAGCGAGCUCAAGCGGAACGAACACCGACCCGUGCGAGCAUAUUUACGGCGUACGAAAUACGAAAACGGCGGCACGCGACGCGCACUCGCGACGUCGUGCGAUCGGCGAUCGCGAUUUCAACAAAACUGCGUCGUCCUGAGUGUUCGCAACGCGAUUUUUCCACGGAGCGCUUUGGCUUGGGUCAGAACGCGACGCGAGUUCGACGAAAGUGAUCAACCAUUAAUAUUGCCAAUUCGAAAUUUCAAAAUUCCUGGCAACUUCAGGCGAUUGUCGGUGAACAACUUCGCGCGGGAGGGAAUAGAGAUCGAGAGAUCGAUCGCGCACGCGCGGCGACUCAUUUAAAGCAUCUUUAUUCGACGACGAUCGUCACGAGCGUUAUUCGAAAGAACGAGAGAUUCUACGUACGUUAUCUCCAGAUAACGCUGUUUCGACAGUCGUGAGAGUGUACAGCGGGAAAAUCACGUCGAACAAUCGCCGCGGUACACGCGUGAUGAAAAGUAAUCGAUAAUAUCCGCCGCCGUAUGGUAGUCGCCGAGCGAUACGGCGCACGGCGCCCGUCGAAAGUUCGCCUCGGCGAGAAGCGAGGUUAUGUGCCGCUGUCACCGCUGCUCAUAGACGCGCGUCAUUUCAGUCGCCCCCGCUGACUCCCGAGAGAUACGCGAUGGCCUGCCUAACGCUCGUCAUCGCGUUCCUGGCAUUCGCAGUCUCGUUACCCACCGACGUCACGUCCGCGCAUAUCCACAAGCAUCAGCACAAAGCUGACAACAACGAGAGGUUGGAGGAUGGGGCUUUCAGCCCUCGCGACUCUGACCACUACGCCGAGGGGGAGCACCAUCAGGAGUUUGAUCAUGAAGCUAUCCUGGGCAGCGUAAAGGAAGCAGAAGAAUUUGACAAGCUGCCAAUAGAGGAGUCCAAGAAGAGAUUGGGCAUUUUGUUAACUAAAAUGGACUUGAACAAUGAUAAAUAUAUAGAGAGGAACGAGUUGAAAGCAUGGAUCCUGCGCUCGUUCAGCAUGCUAUCUGCGGAGGAGUCCAAGGACCGCUUUGAUGACGCUGAUACAGACCAAGAUGGCAGAGUGAACUGGGACGAGGUCCUGAUAGACGCAUACGGCAACGAUCCUGAGGAUUUCCCGCCCGAGGAGAGUAUGAUGGAAGAUGAAAAAGAAACGUUUGAAGCUGCCGACGUAAAUAAGGACGGUUAUCUGGAUACAGAAGAGUUCAAAGCUUACACACAUCCUGAGGAGACGCCUAGAAUGUUUCCGCUUCUGGUGAACCAGUCUUUGAAAGACAAGGACAAAGAUAAAGAUGGGUAUAUCAGUUUCCAAGAGUUUAUCGGUGAUCGAGCUGCAUCGAAGGACAAGAAAUGGUUGUUGAGCGAAAAAGAUAAAUUUGACUUUGACCACGAUAAGAAUGCGGACGGCAGGCUCGAUUCAGAGGAGAUUCUCUCCUGGCUCGUUCCAAGUAAUGAAGACAUAGCGGAUGAUGAAGUGGAUCACUUGUUUGCCGGUUCUGAUGAUGAUCACGACAACAGAUUAUCAUUCGAUGAGAUCUUGGACCAUCACGAUAUCUUCGUGGGUAGUGAGGCAACGGAUUACGGCGAUCAUCUGAAUGACAUCGAGCGUUUUAUGGAUGAACUUUGAAAGAUGGAUUAAUUGAGUCAACGAUAUGUGUGUUAUCUUUCGUAAUAUUUAUCAGAAAUCCGCGCGUCGCUGAAAGUAUACUUUGAUACAUUGCUCGAAACGGUAACAAUUCUCUGACAAAUUGUAAUGCUUCAAACAAUUAUUUCCAAAAUACUCCCCAUUCAUGCAAGCAUCUGCGAGAUGCUCCGAGCAUCUGUACAAGUCAUAGAUUCAUUCCAGAAAUCUUGUCCCUUCUAGUUUCGAGCAAUGUAUUUUCUCUUCAAGUCUUACAUGUGUUUCUAUUUGUGCUGUUGUUAGAAUUUGCGUUGAUAAGGCAGGAGAUUAAUGAAACUUGCACACACACACACACACUGCGUGCAUUUGUAACGAUUCACGGAUAGCAUAGCGUUGCACGAGAACCGUCGUCUUCCAGUUUUUACCAAAUACAAGUGCCAUAUAAAGAGUGUGAGGAAGGAAAAGGAUUAGGGCAAACAACAAAAAUAUUUCUUUGAAUCCCAUUGAUUUUAUCAUCAUUCUGUACAUAUUACUGUUUAUUACUGUGCGUUGCAUGUAAAACACAAUAUUCUCGAGUUUUUAAUUAUUCAGGUCACAAAGUUAAUUAAUUUACACAGUUGAUGUCCGAGAAUUAAUUGCGACAUCCACAGAUUAUACUCGUGUACACACACACACACACACAAAGUUGUUCGCAUGUAUAUACGCAUUAUUUAUAAGCAGAUCUUCAACGAUGUGCGCAUCGAUUUUUCUAAUAAAAUAUUUUAACGAUUUAAA